This is a messenger RNA of Enterobius vermicularis (human pinworm), 385 nucleotides long. The record is from the annotation of a GenBank genome assembly. NCBI's taxonomy places the organism in Eukaryota, Metazoa, Nematoda, Chromadorea, Rhabditida, Oxyuridae.
UGAUUCCACACAUGUGAAUUAUUUCCUAAAUAUGAGAAAUAAUUAAUAUGAUUUUUGAAAAAUGGCAAAAGGGUUGUACGUUUUAUUUUAGAUUAGCCCACUGUACGUCGCUGCACAGAAUAGUCACUUGGAGGUUGUAAAACACUUGGUUGCUGUCGGUGCGAAUGUAAAGAGGAGUAUUGCGCGCAAGAUUCCGAAACAUGUGAAAGUAGUCAGCGAAACUGUAAUACAUGCGUAUACACAGGUUGCAAUACACAGGAAAGGGAGAAGUGAUGUUUUUGUUUUGCCGAAUUGCACUGUAGAUUGUGCCGAAGAGUUGUCGCUUGGAGGUGGUGAACUUCGUCGAGAACCAGGUCAAUUGCGUGAAUGCCGGGAAAUGAAAUAA